This is a messenger RNA of Penicillium pulvis, 1530 nucleotides long. Its product is annotated as putative aromatic-L-amino-acid decarboxylase. The coding region runs from base 1 to 1530 and encodes 509 amino acids. The transcript is spliced from 3 exons. Lineage: Eukaryota; Fungi; Ascomycota; Eurotiomycetes; Eurotiales; Aspergillaceae. Gene Ontology annotation, biological process: amino acid metabolic process. The record is from RefSeq and is a predicted model, not a curated record. Gene Ontology annotation, molecular function: carboxy-lyase activity; pyridoxal phosphate binding.
AUGGACCGCGACGAGUUCCGAACAGCGGCUCACUCAGCCAUUGACGAUAUCCUUGGCUAUUUCGACAGCGUUCCCGACCGGAGAGUCCUCCCGGCCCUCGACCCCGGAUACCUGCGCCCUCUAAUCCCUGAGAACCCCCCAACUGAACCGGAAGCCUGGGACCAGAUCCAGCAGGAUGUCGACACUAAGAUCAAGCCGGGGCUGACCCAUUGGCAGUCGCCGAAAUUCAUGGCGUACUACCCCGCCAGUGUAACAUAUCCGAGCAUUCUGGGUGAGAUGUAUUCGGCGGCAUUCACCGCACCAGCGUUCAACUGGCUCUGCUCGCCGGCCUGUACGGAGCUGGAAACCAUCGUGAUGGAUUGGGUGGCAAAGGCAUUGGGACUUCCGCAGUGCUUCUUGAGCACCUCAGAGAAUCUAGGUGGCGGUGUCAUCCAGAACAGUGCGAGCGAUGCCAUUGCGACCAUCAUGGUCGCUGCCCGAGAACGCCGGGUGCGCGAGUUGGUGCUGGCCGAGGGUUUGGAGGAGGGAACCAACGAAUAUGAUGAACGCAAAAUGGAUCUCCAGCCACGGUUGGUGGCGAUCGCCAGUGAUCAGACACACAGCAGUGCAGCCAAGGGAGCGUUGAUCGCCGGUACCCGUUUUCGCAGUGUGAAGACCGGAUUGGAGGAGAAUAUGGAGAUGACGGCUGCACGUCUGCGAGAGGUAUUGGAGAAGUGCGACAAGGACGGAUUGACUCCGUAUCAUCUGACCAUGACUUUUGGUACAACCAACACCUGCAGUGUCGAUCGCUUUGCCGAAAUUAAGGCCGUGCUGCAGGAGAAGCCUGCAUGGCAGCGCAUCUGGGUGCAUGUGGAUGCAGCCUAUGCGGGGGCCUCCCUUGUCGCGGAUGAGUGGCAGUACAUUACCAAGGACUUUGCUGAGGGCGUAGACAGUUUCAACAUGAACAUGCACAAAUGGUUGCUGGUCAACUUCGAUGCAAGUGUCCUUUUUAUCCGCAAUCGUCUCGAUCUGACAAACGCCCUCGACAUCACCCCCGCCUAUCUCCGCAAUCCUUAUUCAGAUAUGGGUACUGUGAUCGACUACCGUAACUGGUCCAUCUCUCUCGGUCGCCGUUUUCGAGCGCUAAAGAUCUGGUUCGUGAUGCGUAGCUACGGCUUGAACGGCAUGAAAGCGCAUAUUCGCAAGACAAUCGGCCUGGGCAACAUCUUUGCUGAUCUAGUCCGCGGUCGUGCCGAUCUGUUCGAAAUUGUCACCAAGCCAGGUUUCUGUCUAACUGUGUUCCGCAUCAAAGGCCCGACCUCAAACAGCACUAAUGGUGUGGUCGUCAAAGACGAGGUGGCCGAUAGCAUCACUAAGAAGGUUUAUGAAUUGAUCAACUCGCGGGGCGAGAUUUUUAUUACCUCGACCGUGAUUGAUGGCGUCUAUGUCAUUCGUGUGGUCAGUGCCAACCCGAUGGCAGAGGAGAAGUAUGUUCGCAAUGCGUUUGAUAUCAUUGUUCGCACCACCGAGGAGGUAUUGCAACAGAAAUAG